Messenger RNA from Dimorphilus gyrociliatus, 2041 nucleotides. Lineage: Eukaryota; Metazoa; Annelida; Polychaeta; Dinophilidae. The record is from the annotation of a GenBank genome assembly.
CAUCUUGGAAUAUUUUUCGGCAGACAGUUUUCUAUUUGUGGUGCAAUUCGAUAAAUUAACCUAUUAAACUAUCUCCAGGUAAUUUGUUAAUAAUUAUUAUCAUAACUGAACAAUGCUUAUUUUUAUUAAUUUUCUUAUCAAUCCUUAAAAAGUAUUUUUAAACUCUUAUUCUAAUUUAUAUCCUCCAAAAUUUAAAACGAUAAUGUAUAAUUCGCAAAACGUGCUAUAUUACUAUUCAUAAUUUUCAGAUUAGCAUUAUUGCUCGAUUUAGACAACUGAAGACAUAAUGUCCUUUACCUGUAUUACCUGUCGUGUGGCUUUCCCCGAGCCAGAUCUACAGAGGGCACAUUAUAAAACUGAUUGGCAUAGAUACAAUUUAAAGAGAAAGGUGGCUGAGAUGCCCCCUGUAACAGCUACUGCAUUUGAGGAAAAAGUUGUUAGUCAACGUAAUCAGGCUAGUGAAGCGGAAAAACAACCCGACAACUUCGUCUGUGAAACUUGUAACAAACGUUUCAGCUCGGAAAAUGCUUUUAAAAAUCAUAUCCAAUCUAAGAAACACAAAGAUUUAGAGGUUCGAAGGUCUGAGAAUCCGAAUGAUCCAAUAUUUAACCGUCAAAGAUCUACAUCUACAUCGGAGAGUAAAUCGAAAGAUAUUGCUGAUGAAAACAUGAGCGAUGAUGACGAAGAAUGGAGUGAUUGUGACGAUGCUCUCAGUGCAAACGAAUGUCUAUUUUGCUCAAAGGUCUGUGAUGACAUGGAGAAAAAUAUGGAGCAUAUGACUGUAGUACAUAACUUUUUUAUACCUGAUAUCGACUAUGUAUCAGAUUUGGAGGGCCUUCUAAGUUACCUAGGAGCAAAAGUCGGGGAAGGUCGUAUGUGUUUAUGGUGCAGUGAACACGGCAAAUCUUUUCGUUCAUUGAGAGCUGUCCAGAACCACAUGACCGACAAACAACAUUGUAAAAUGCUUCAUGAAGGCGAUACACUUCUAGAAUACGAAGACUAUUAUGAUUAUUCUUCAUCAUAUCCUGAAAAUGGUGACAAUGAAGACCCAGAAGAAAUUGAUAUGAAUCUAUUAGAUACGGAAAAUGCCUUCGAAAUUACUUUACCGUCUGGAGCAGUCAUUGGUCAUAGAUCUCUUCUGAGAUACUACAAACAAAAUUUAAAGCCUGAAAGGCAGUUGGUUUUAGCAGGGCAGUCUAAAAUUAAAAACGUUAUCGCCCAAUAUAAGGCUUUGGGAUGGACAGGAACAACAGAAUUAGCCUUCUUUGCUCAAUGGUGGUCAGGUAGUGAUGUGACAUUGCAUUUCGAAAAUGAAGAAGACUGUUCAUCGAUAGGACAUGAGAAUACAUUGAUUCUAAUGAAUCACAAGUAUGACAUUGAUUGGUUAAUGACAUGGAUAAUAAGCGAACGAAUUGGCAUCCUACCCACGACAAAAGUUUUCGUAAAGAACUCACUGAAAUAUGUCCCAAUUUUUGGGUGGGCAUGGGUAUUUACAGAAUCAAUAUUUUUGAAAAGAUCAUGGGAAAAAGAUAGGAAAAUUAUUACAAGAGAUUUACAAUUUCUGCACGAAUAUCCUCCUGGAUAUAAUAUAACGUUGUUGAUGUUUUGCGAAGGAACCCGAUUUUCUGAAAAGAAACUAGAAGAAAGUAAUAAAUUUGCAGCGAAAAAUAACCUGCCUCAAUUGAAGCAUACUUUGCUUCCCAGAACAAAGGGAUUUGUUUUGACAAUGGAAGGCAUUAAAGAUAAAUUCGAUGCAGUUUGGGAUAUAACAAUAGGAUUUAGAAAAGACGGCGCAACGCCAACUGUUCAAUCAAUCUUUGAUGGAAAGCCUACUAAAGCUGAGCUAUAUUGCAGACGGAUACCAAUAAAAGAUAUUCCUACUGAUAGUGAUAAGGAAGCUUCUGAUUGGUUAUAUAAGACUUUUGCUAAGAAAGUAGGCUAUUUCGCUUUAUACUUUAUGAAAAAAGUUUCAACAACAGCCAAACGUUCCGAAUACGAAGAUUUUGCACCAUUUUCAAAUAAAUUAAAGAAGAGUAACUAA